Ahaetulla prasina is the source of this 2346-nucleotide messenger RNA. It is a transcript of the gene ETFBKMT, whose product is annotated as electron transfer flavoprotein subunit beta lysine methyltransferase. The record is from RefSeq and is a predicted model, not a curated record. Lineage: Eukaryota; Metazoa; Chordata; Lepidosauria; Squamata; Colubridae. The coding region runs from base 259 to 1050 and encodes 263 amino acids. The transcript is spliced from 4 exons. Gene Ontology annotation, cellular component: mitochondrial matrix. Gene Ontology annotation, biological process: peptidyl-lysine trimethylation. Gene Ontology annotation, molecular function: protein-lysine N-methyltransferase activity.
CUUAAAGUUCCUGGGGUCGAGAAAACACAAGAUCUGAUUCACAAAACGAGGGAGAAGCCGGGAUCUUUUCGGGGACUUGCAACGCUUAACCAAUCGCACAAUCAAGCCAGGAACAUUGCCCAUUCCUUCCGAAAGCCAGAAUUGUGAGAGCUCUUCAUUCCCAAACUGACAUUAGAGAAUCUUGACAUGCUCCAGGCAAAUAUUUUUAAAGAUCUAUAUUGAAGUUGGGAAGACAUUGACCUAGAGGGAAAAGGACACAUGGUUUUCCUCAGCUGGAGAAGAUUGCUACACUUUUGUGGUAGGGCCAGCUUUAGAAAAGACUUGAAGCAGAAACAAAACGGCUGCUUGGUUUGGAGGUGCUAUCGUGGAGGAAUUUCAGGAAGACAUGUAGAUCCUGAGCUGAGAACGUUUCUAGAGCAGAAUACUGAAAUCAUUGACAGUGGGAACCUGACCCCAGAAAUAAGAUUACGUCUUCUGACCCCUAAUUGCAGGUUUUGGCAUGACAAAGCUGCUUUGUGGCCCUAUGGGGAGCCCUACUGGGCAAUGUACUGGCCAGGAGGCCAAGGAUUAUCCAGAUACCUUCUUGAUAAUCCAAAAAUGGUCCAGAAAAAGAAAGUUCUGGAUCUAGGAAGUGGUUGUGGAGCAACAGCUAUUGCAGCUACACUAAGUGGAGCAUCACAAGUUGUUGCAAAUGAUGUUGAUCCUGUUGCAGCUGCUGCCAUGGUGCUUAACUGUGAACUGAACAACAUAGAUCCCAUCCCUGUCUUAACAGAGAACCUGAUUGGUACAGAUAUAGGCAAGUGGGACCUUAUUGUCUUAGGGGACAUGUUUUACAGUGAAGAACUUGCAGACAGCCUCUCUGAAUGGUUGAAGAAGUGCAUCCAGGAUGAUAAGACUGAGCUGCUGAUUGGGGAUCCUGGCAGACCCUAUUUUGUGACCAACCAAAUUCAGAGAAUGUUGCACAAAGUUAGUGAAUAUGCUCUCCCUAAAUCAUCAUCGGAAGAAUACAACGGUUCAACCAAAACUAUUAUCUGGAAUUAUCAGCCUUAAUUUUUCAAAAGUCUUGGAAGUUAGUUGAUGUUAAUUUGAAUCUCUUGAAUUCCAGUUCUCAUACAGAGAUUUUAGCCUCUAUUACUAUGUACAUUCUAGUAUGUUUAAAACAUUUUAUUUGCAGCCAUAUUAGAGACAACAGUAUGAAAAACUUUGCCUGUGGUUGAAAAUGCAUUAUUUGAAAAAUAUACACAAUACUGCUUAUGCAAAUUAAAAUAAUUUUUAUUUGUAGAGGGUGGCCUAUCAACAGCAGUUCUAUAUCCAAUUAAACUUCUCAAUUCACGCACUAUACCCAAUAGCUAGUUGUUGGUACUGGAUAGUCAGUGGAUGAUCCAUCUAAGAAGGUGGGAAACCUUGGGACAGUUUACUGUAUUUUGAUCUCAGGAACAUUGUCCUCUUUUGAUACUAUUCUAUAAUACAUGUAUCUAUGAGAAUAAAUGUUUGAUCUUUGAUUGUUGGUUCUUAUCUAUCAUGUCUGGUCAAUUUGAUGUUAUAUCCUGGUCUGAAAUGGAAUAUCAUCUUAUCCAUUCUGGAAUGACUUUGAGUGUUACUCACGUUUGCAAACAAGUGGAUCUUUUUGGCUUGACUUCUAUUAAGCUAAUUAUUAUACAGAAGCAAUUACUGAAUAUGUUCAAAAAGACUGCUUUCUGCUUCAACACAACUAUUCACGUAGAUUUGAUCAAACUUUGCAUUUUCUAUGUUUCGUCUCACUUUACUCCACAUACUGUCCUAAAGAGUGCUGGGUGGGAAUUCUUAAAAGUUGUGUUACAUUAUUUGAUUAUGAAGAAUGACAAAAUCCCUAUUCAACAAUAAUUAGUAGCAAUGCAUGAUAAAGAGAAAGAGUAGAAGAUUACUAUAUCUAUCUAAAGAUAAAGGUUCCCCUUGCACAUACGUGCUACUCAUUUCUGACUCUAGGGGGCAGUGCUCAUCUCCGUUUCAAAACCGAAGAGCCAGCAUUGUCUAAAGACAUCUCCGUGGUCAUGUGGCCGGCAUGUCUCAACACCAAAGGCGCAUGGAACGCUGUUAUCUUCCCACCAAAGAUAGUCCCUAUUUUUUCUACUUGCAUUUUUUACGUGCUUUCGAACUGCUAGGUUGGCAGAAGCUGGGAAAAGUCACGGGAGCUCACCCCGUUACGCGGCACUAGGGAUUCGAACCACUGAACUGCCAACCUUUCGAUCGACAAGCUCAAUGUCUUAGCCACUGAGCCACCAUGUCCUUAUCUAGAGAAUGUCAAAAUCCAUACUGAUCAAUAUUUUUCUUAUUACUAAAGACAAUGAUAAUAUCUUAAUGGGAUAU